AUGGAAGGAACACGUGAUAAUAUCAACAGUGGUGAUCGUAACCAGAAGCAAUGGUUUACACUUGUUGGUGUCUUUUACAUUCUUCUUAUCGCUGCGGUCGGAACCGAUGCGGCCGGGAUAACGCGCGACGGCCUUGGAGGACCAGGAGAACAAAAGGACGUUGAAAGUCUUUGUCAAUCAGACCCAGAUAAAUGUAACAAGAAACUAGGAAGAUUGUUUAACGGAACAAUAAACAUAAAAGAUAGUAUAAAAAACGCACUCAUUGCAGACGCCGAGGAGUUACAGAAACACAUAAACAAUCCAGUUCUCUAUAAGGAAUUGGUAAAAGACAACAAGACGAAACAAGCGAUGCGAAUUUGUGACGAAGUAAUGGAUAACGCUGUUGAUGAAGUUAAUAAAUCCGUUGGUGAAUUAGACACAUUUGAUUUCAAUAAGUUUAGUGACUUUGUUUUCGAUCUUCAAGUUUGGAUAACUGCUACACUUUCAGAUCAACAAACAUGUUUGGAUGCUUUUGAGGAAGUAGACACAAAAGCUAGUGAGAGAAUGGCUCAGAUUUUGAGCAAUUCUAUGAAGUUAAGCGAUACUGCUAUGGACAUGAUUAAUUCUGUUUCGGAAUUACUUAAGGAUUUUGGUCAAGUUCCAAGUGGUCUUAACAGGAGGCUUUUAUCCGAUGAAUCGGAAAAACUUGUUGAUGAUUUUAGUCAUAGAUGA
Lathyrus sativus (Indian pea) is the source of this 711-nucleotide messenger RNA. The record is from the annotation of a GenBank genome assembly. Lineage: Eukaryota; Viridiplantae; Streptophyta; Magnoliopsida; Fabales; Fabaceae.